GUCUCCCCCCACGGACUUGGUAUGUUCCUGUCUCCUUGGAGACGCGUCCAUACUGAAGUGGCAGACAUGGCUGCCCUGGGGAAUGUACGGGAGCGCUUGGGAGAGCUCAGACUGGAACUUAUUUCAGCGCACAGAUUAGCGGAAGAUAACCGGGUGAAAGAAUAUAAUGCCGCUGUCUCUAUCCAAAGUUGGUUUAGAGGAUGCAAAGUCCGGGCUUACCUAAGGUACCUUCACAAAAUGGUGACCGUGAUCCAGAAAUGGUGGCGGGGAUAUGUAGCAAGAAAAUAUUUUAGAAGCAAAGUGAAGACAGCGUACUUUAUUAUGAAGAUGAAUUUCUACAAUGAAACGGCUGUCAGGAUCCAAAAGAGGUGGAGAGGCUACUUUGUCCGAAAGUAUGUACACAAUUACUAUGCUCUGAAGAGGUACCUAGAAGGAGUGACCAUCAAAAAUAAUAUUGUCAGGAAGGAACUUGAUAAAUACGCUGACAUUAAAUCAAGAGAACAAACAAAGAAAACCAUGGAAAAGGAAGAGCGAGAAAAGGAUUACCGUGCUAGAAAGACGCAUUACCUCCUGAGCACGGAACAGAUUCCUGGUGUAUACAAUUCGCCUUAUAGACCAUUCCCGGAUGCUAUGGAAAUUCGAUUACAAAAGGCAAGGCCAUUAAGUCAUAACGAUCGUCCAAAGAAAAUGGUUGAAAAUCAAAAUCUACUCUAUUCAGACUGCAGAGACACCAUUUCUUUUCCCAUCAUGCAGCCUCUACCGCCAAUUGGCAAGAAGAAACCACAGGGACCCUUCCGUGAUACGGCUGAAGUAUUGCAGCAACGCUACAAACCCCUGGAACCAACCUUGCGAGUGGCAACAUCAAUCAACUCAGUGGAAGAAGCCAGAGAAGAGCUCAAAAGACAGGAAUGGAGAAGGGGCAUCCACGAGAAAAGCUUUGCUACCUUUUCUUCGUUUCAUAAGACUGAAGUGUACGAGCCGCUGAUCCACACAUCUAGCGACUACACACAAUCUACAAGCAUCUCACUUGUCACUCGAAUGGACCAGCCAGAGAAAUGGAUAGCCAAGAAGGACUUUCACACAGUCUUCACACCUGUUCCCCUUUUUGAUAAAUGCGGAAGAAUGUACUCGAAAGCGGGCGGAAUAGUGUAACUCUGCUGCACCCAAGAUGCAACUGCGAAUUGAACCAAAAGUUUUAAUGUUUGAAUCUAAAAGCCAUUCCUCAAAAAAAUUAUUAUGGAAGGUUAUGGUACAUAUUAAUAAUAAAGAAAAAGAUUGAACUGAAA
This is a messenger RNA of Xenopus laevis (African clawed frog), 1286 nucleotides long. RefSeq names its product spermatogenesis associated 17 L homeolog (gene spata17.L). The transcript is spliced from 10 exons. The record is from RefSeq and is a predicted model, not a curated record. Gene Ontology annotation, cellular component: spindle pole; cytoplasm. Gene Ontology annotation, molecular function: calmodulin binding. NCBI's taxonomy places the organism in Eukaryota, Metazoa, Chordata, Amphibia, Anura, Pipidae. Bases 22 to 1152 code for a protein of 376 amino acids. Gene Ontology annotation, biological process: establishment of meiotic spindle localization; spindle organization; mitotic cell cycle.